This is a messenger RNA of Tauraco erythrolophus (red-crested turaco), 1651 nucleotides long. The record is from RefSeq and is a predicted model, not a curated record. Lineage: Eukaryota; Metazoa; Chordata; Aves; Musophagiformes; Musophagidae.
GUGUCAGAACUGAGACAGCAGCUCCGAAUACGAGGGCUGCCUGUGUCGGGUACCAAAACAGCGCUGAUGGAACGGCUGCGGCCCUUCCAGGAGUGCGGCAGCAACACGGUGCCCAACUUCGGUGAGAUCACCACCGUCACCUUCCCAGUCACUCCGACAAGCACCCUGUCGAGUUACCAGUCACAGUCCUCCACCAGCAUGUUAUCAAACGGCUUCUACCACUUUGGCAGCACCAGCUCCACCCCACCUAUCUCUCCAGCUUCCUCUGACCUCUCUGUGAGCGGCUCUUUGCCAGACACAUUCAACGACGGGCCCAUGUCUUCACCACAGUUUGGUCUCCAGCCGUCUCCAGUUCAUGGCAGUGCUGAAGAGAGCCUCAUGAGCAGCAUGAAUGGUGGGAGCAUCCAGCUGGAGCUGGAAGGGAUGGACACAGAGAAAGACAAGAUGCUGGUGGAGAAGCAGAAGGUCAUCAAUGAACUGACAUGGAAGCUGCAGCAAGAGCAGAGGCAGGUGGAGGAGCUACGGAUGCAGCUCCAGAAGCGAAAGAGAAGCAAUGGCCUUGAGGAGAAGCAGCAGCCCGCUCAGCAUUUCUUUGGUGUCCCCAUCAAGCAAGAAAAUGCAGUGUCCAGCUGUCCGUUUGCGUCCAAACAAACGGCCUUGAAAGGCCAAGGCAGCAGCUCAGACAAGUUAAGUAACUGUGGGGUGGUGCCACAGCUGCCUCACGUUGUAAAUAGCCACUGCUUGGAGCCUGCGGGGCAAAGCACCAUCACCUCCUCGACAUUCCUGAGCCCCCAGUGCUCCCCCCAGCACUCCCCGCUCGGGGCUGCCAAGAGCCCCCAGCACAUCAGCCUGCCGCCGUCCCCCAACAGCCACUAUCUCCUCUCCGUGUCCCCUGGCUCCCAGGCAGAAGGUCGCAGCGGCUCCCCCCAGACCAACAGCUGUCUCCGCACGGCGUCGCAGAUGACACGAAGUCAGCAGAUGGACGAGCUCCUGGACGUGCUGAUUGAGAGUGGAGAAAUGCCAGCCAAUGCCAAGGAAGAUCGAUCCUGCCUCCAGAAAGUACCUCAGAUAACGGUGUCUACAGGGAACUCCAGCGCUUCGCUCCCAAAAUCAUCUGCUCCGUUCGAGCAGGUGUCCUCAGCCCAGCUCUCCUUCGAGCACUGUCCGGGCAGCAGUGAUACUCACCUCGAGGUCCUGCUGAAAAAAAAAAGGGUCAGUGAAAUUGCCCUGCUGAAGAUGGGGGGAGAAGAUUCCCACUUCGAAGGGAUGAUGGACGGGUUCUCCGGCAAAGCCACAGAUGAACUGCUCACCUCCCAGGAGAUUUUACAGACUCCCCUUUCACCCAUGGAAACCCAGCUCUCCCCUUCCCCUGCCGAUGGCUCCGGUUUACAAAUGAGUUUCACUGAGUCUCCCUGGGAAACGAUGGAGUGGCUGGACCUCACUCCCCCCAGCUCUGCCACGGGCUUUGGCUCGCUCACCCCUGCGGGUCCCAGCAUCUUCAACAUUGAUUUCCUGGAUGUCACCGAUCUCAAUCUAAACACCAGCAUGGACCUGCACCUGCAGCAGUGGUGAAAGGGAGGGCGGUGGAGGCAGGAUGCUGUAAGCCUGCAGCAGCCAGCACAGUGUUUCUGUCCCACUGGAGAACACGCAG